UUCUAAAGCUCCAGGUCACAUGCACUGGCGUUUAGGCAGUCGCGUCCCCCAUCGCGUUUGCUAUGAAGUCAUCGUCUUAACAACCACGAAUCCUUAACUUUCAGUGUUUACUCAUCGCAAAUCAUCCAACGCCAGUUUUUCACCCCUCCUUUCGUGUAAUCAGAUCAAACCGAAUCAAGGUUCAAAGUUCUUUCAAAAUGUCUUGGAGGAAGGAUGAGGAUGAGAGACCAGACGGCGACGAAGGCGAUGAGGAGUUGGAUGAGAAUGACUACAAAACACAGAAAGAUGCAGUACUAUUUGCCAUCGAUGUGAGCAAGUCGAUGUUGAAACCACCUCAGGCUAUGGGGGAUAAGAAAGCCGACAAGGACUCUGCGCUCACAGCAGCCCUAAAAUGCGCCUACCAAAUCAUGCAGCGACGAAUUAUCUCCCAGCCCAGAGAUAUGAUGGGCGUCUUGCUCUUUGGAACAGAAAAGUCCAAAUUCCGCGAUGAUUCGGGCAAUGGUACAGGAUAUCCCCACUGUUAUCUGCUAUCCGACCUCGAUAUACCCGGUGCCGAAGACGUCAAGAAGCUUAAGGCCUUGGUGGAGGACGAUGAGGAUGAAGACGAGAUCAUGGUCCCAUCAAAAGAGCCGGUGGUCAUGUCAAACAUGCUCUUCUGCGCCAACCAGGUCUUCACCACAAACGCCGCCAACUUCGGUUCUCGGCGCCUUUUCAUUGUCACCGAUAACGAUGAUCCUCAUGCCGGUGAUAAGCAGGCAAAAUCAUCUGCCGCCGUUCGCGCCAAGGAUCUCUACGACCUCGGCGUCGUUAUCGAACUAUUUCCCAUCAGUCGGGAGGACAAGAAGUUCGACCUAUCCAAGUUCUACGACGAUAUUAUUUAUCGUGAUCCGGCAGCUGAGGCAGGCCAGUCAGAAGGUCCCAAGACUUCCAAGUCUGGCGACGGUUUGACUUUGCUCAACUCCUUGAUCUCCAACAUCAACUCGAAGCAGACCCCAAAGCGGUCUUAUUUCUCGAACUUGCCCUUUGAACUCGCCCCAGGUAUCACUAUCUCUGUCAAAGGGUACAUCCCACUCCACAGACAAACACCUUCUCGCUCAUGCUAUGUCUAUGAAGGAGAGGAGCAGGCUCAGGUCGUCCAAUCCGAGACUGCGCAGGUUGACUUUGCUGCUCGAACUGUCGAGAAGUCCGAACUGAGAAAAGGCUACAAAUUUGGCGGCGAGCAUAUAUGCUUCAAACCCGAAGAGCUGGCGGAACUCAAACAGAUGGGGAAGAAAACACUUCGAAUCAUUGGAUUCAAGAAGCGGUCCAAGAUCCCGUCGUGGGCCUCGGUCAAGAAGUCCGUAUUCAUAUUUCCCAGCGAGGAGCAAUAUGUCGGCUCCACUCGCGUGUUCUCUGCUUUGUGGCAGAAGCUCCUCAAAGAUGACAAGGUGGGUAUCGCCUGGUUCGUCGCACGGGAGAAUGCCCAUCCCGUCAUGGUAGCCAUAUUUCCUUCCGGAAACCCGGAUAACGAGGAGGCAAAUACGCCGUACCUACCUGCAGGACUUUGGCUCUGUCCCCUCCCGUUCGCAGACGAUGUCCGAAGCGUGGACCACGUAACGGCGCCUGCCAGACCCGCAGACGAACUUACAGACCAGAUGAGACAAGUUAUCCAGAACUUGCAGCUUCCAAAGGCUAUGUAUGACCCGCGCAAGUAUCCAAAUCCGUCACUGCAAUGGCACUACAAGAUUUUACAGGCCAAGGCACUCGAUGAAGAAACCCCCAAUUCUAUGGACGAUCUCACGCUACCCAAGUACAGGCAGAUUGACAAAAGGGUUGGCGGUUACCUUGCCGAAUGGAAGGAAAUGCUCGCACAGAAGGCCAGGGAUCUUCAGAACAACAGAGCGUUCAAGCGUGAGUUCGAAGACGGUGAUGAUGAAAGGCCAGCAAAGCGCGCGAAACCAACCAAAAAGGCUACUAAUGGUGGUGGUGCCGGGCCGGCCAACAGCAACGCAGACCUGAAGAAAGCACAUGAACAGGGCACGCUCGGCAAGAUGACGGUAGCUGAGUUGAAGGACAUCAUGGCGAGCAAAGGCAUCAGCACGGCUGGUAGGAAGGCUGAGCUGGUUGAGAGACUUGAACAAUGGGUUGAGGAGAACUUGUGAUCGUGAGAUUUUUGCUUGUUAGCAUGCGGAAUUGUAGGAGUCUUGUCAGUUGUUUUUGGCCAUGUUAUGGAUUGGAGAUUUAGCCUAGGCGUUCUCACAGGACAGUAACGAUAGUUGCUGGAAGUCAAAAGGCCAUACCACAGAGCUGGAAGUCGAUGUACCGGACUGAUAAUUGAAUCCAUAGUCUAUCAUUUGCUGCCACUUCAGCCCCAGUGUCGUCGUCAGAGAAGUCGUCCUACUAUUAGAAAAGGAGACCAGAACCCUAACCCUGAUAUGUUAUGAUCCUUGGCG
This is a messenger RNA of Neurospora tetraspora, 2432 nucleotides long. Its product is annotated as protein Ku70. Bases 198 to 2141 code for a protein of 647 amino acids. Lineage: Eukaryota; Fungi; Ascomycota; Sordariomycetes; Sordariales; Sordariaceae. The record is from RefSeq and is a predicted model, not a curated record. Gene Ontology annotation, biological process: double-strand break repair via nonhomologous end joining; telomere maintenance. The transcript has 3 exons. Gene Ontology annotation, molecular function: DNA helicase activity; double-stranded DNA binding; damaged DNA binding. Gene Ontology annotation, cellular component: nucleus; Ku70:Ku80 complex.